Messenger RNA from Durusdinium trenchii, 1601 nucleotides. NCBI's taxonomy places the organism in Eukaryota, Dinophyceae, Suessiales, Symbiodiniaceae. The record is from the annotation of a GenBank genome assembly.
AGCUUAUUUGGCUCGAGCUUCAGAUCAAUUUGAGCCAUGGGCGAGCACCCGAAGCUUGGAAUACGGCUGAACAGGAUCUGCUGCAUCGGAGCGGGCUAUGUGGGCGGCCCCACCAUGGCGACCAUUGCAUUGAAGUGCCCACAGCUGGAGGUGGUGAUUGUGGACAUGAAUGAGGACCGUAUCAACCGAUGGAACUCCGACGAUCUCCCCAUCUAUGAACCAGGUCUACCUGAGGUGGUGAAGGCCUGUCGUGGGAAGAACCUGUUUUUCUCCACCGAUGUGAAAAAAGGCAUCGAGGAGUCAGACAUCAUUUUUGCUUCGGUGAACACUCCGACGAAGACGCAAGGUGUGGGGAAAGGCCGAGCCGCAGACUUGCGAUACAUUGAAAGUGUGGGGCGUACGAUUGCUCAGUACGCGAACCGGAGCAAGAUCGUCAUUGAGAAGUCUACAGUUCCCAUCAAAACCGCAGAGGCGAUCGCGCGGGUCUUGUCGGCCAAUGAGACCGCGAACGGCGGCCACAAAAACUUUUGGAUCCUUUCAAAUCCAGAGUUCUUGGCCGAAGGCACAGCCAUGAAGGAUUUGGAUGAGCCCGACCGCGUGCUCAUCGGGGGCCAAGAGCAGGAUGCCAUCAUGGUCCUCGCAGAUAUUUAUGCGAACUGGGUCCCAAGGGACCGGAUCCUGAUGACGAAUUUGUGGAGCUCGGAGCUAUCCAAGUUGGUGGCCAAUGCGAUGUUGGCCCAGCGUGUGAGUAGUAUAAAUUCCAUCUCGAGGCUUUGUGAACGGACUGGAGCCGAUGUGAAGGAAGUGGCGCGCGCCAUUGGCACAGAUUCCCGCAUCGGGCCAAAGUUCCUGAAUGCCUCGGUAGGCUUUGGUGGCUCAUGUUUUCAGAAGGACAUUCUGAAUCUGGUCUAUAUUUGCCAGCAGUUUGGCUUGGAUGAAGUGGCUUCCUAUUGGCAGCAGGUGGUGGACAUGAACGACCACCAAAAAUCUGCCUUCACUGGCAAGAUCAUCCAGUCGUUGUUCAACACCGUGACCAAGAAGAAGAUCGCUAUUUUGGGUUUCGCCUUCAAGAAGGACACCGGGGAUGUGCGAGAGACUCCGGCACUGAUGGUGUGCGACAUGUUGAUGAAAGACGGUGGCCUCGUGUAUGUCUAUGACCCCAAGGUGUUGAUUGAGGAUGCCUUGACCGAGUUCAAGUAUCACGAGAUUGAGGUCAACACCGACCAAUUUAUUUUCUCCAAGAGCCCAGAAGAGGCUUGUGAAGGUGCGCAUGCAAUUGUCGUGCUCACCGAGUGGGACGAAUUCAAGACGUAUGACUACAAGAAGUUCUACGACAAGAUGAUGAAGCCAGCCUUCCUUUUCGAUGGCCGGAACAUGUUGGAUCACGCAGAACUGGAAAAGAUUGGUUUCGAAGUGCACGCCCUUGGAAAGGGCACAGGGUCAAGCCAGAGAUCGAAGAGUCCCGACUUCGUGAUGAGGGCCAGUAGUGGACUCCUACCUAGCGGCGGAUACUGACCUUGACCCAAUGCUGUGGCAUGAAGACUGACAGCAAGCUUCAUUGUCACCUAACCUGUGUGUGUGUGUUCACAUAGCAAACUGAC